This is a messenger RNA of Oppiella nova, 414 nucleotides long. The record is from the annotation of a GenBank genome assembly. NCBI's taxonomy places the organism in Eukaryota, Metazoa, Arthropoda, Arachnida, Sarcoptiformes, Oppiidae.
GUCCCAGAAAACGCUGAAACCCCUGAAUCGGCGGCAAAAGAAACUGAAGGUCGAAGUGAUCAGGAUAACUCUAAUAACGCUAAUAACGCUAAUGCUACUCUAGCUACAACUGAACCAAAUUACGAGUCCAUAAACGGUGAGGAGGAGUUCACUGGACACGUCUCACUAAGAGUGGGAAAAUCUGUUUACUUCAUAAACUUCUUAAGCGGUGAUAAGAGUGCGGCCCGCGAGGAGGCAUUUGAUGAGAAUGGACUCAUUUAUGGCAAAUACACGUAUUUCAACGAGGCUAAACUGUCCAAGAUUGUCGUUAAUUACAAAUUCAAUUCCUCUGGAAGUGAUCCCACAUUUGAGGUCUCGUUGUAUAAGAAGAAUGAACCGAAUCGUCUCAAUCCACUCGAAAAUGAAUCAAAUAAA